CUUCCACUGCCGGUUGCUCUCCUUUUCAUGUUACCGAAUUCAAACUUGGCAAUAAUUAAUUCACAUAUUAUCGCAUCGACAAAUCAAACUCUCAUCAUUCCUCCCUUCUCUUCUCGCCGUGAUUCUCCUCUGCUACUGUUUGUGUUUGCAGAGCUCAUGGCCAUGGAUGCAGGCAGAUCAUAGCGGAAUGCGUGAGGACCAUUGAACAGAGAGUUUCUUGAAGUUUAACUCCGAAAAGUCGAGUCUUUGUUCCACAAAUCCUAUUAAAAAUGCGAUUUUUAUCGCCGCCAAUGGGCGCCAGCCUGCUGCUGCUGCUGCUGCUCUUCGUCGUCUCUGAUGCCCAGCAGCUGUCCCCUUCGCAGUCCAAGACGCUGCUCCGCCUCCAGGGCCUCCUCGAGUACCCGCCUGCUCUCGCUGGCUGGUCCAGGAGCACUCCCUUCUGCUACCUGCCCCCCUCCGCCUCCCUCGCUGUCGCCUGCUCCGGCAACCGCAUCGUGGAGCUUGUCAUCGUCGGCGAUCGCCUCGCGUCGCCUGGCGCCCGCAACGCUCUCUCGCCGGCGUUCUCCUCCGACUCACUCUUCACCACCCUGUCGCGGCUCCCCAGCCUGACCAGGCUCUCUCUCGUCGCCCUCGGCCUCUGGGGACCGCUCCCUGGGAAGGUGGACCGCUUCCCCUCGCUCAAAGUUCUCAAUCUGAGCUCGAACUACUUCUCCGGGUCGAUUCCGCUGGAGAUCUCGACGAUGACGAGCCUCCAAAAUCUCGUCUUGAGUGGAAAUUACUUGAGCGGUUCCGUCCCCGACCUGAAACCCCUUUCUUCUCUCCUCGAAUUAAACAUCGGUGAAAAUCGCCUCGGUCCCGAGUUCCCUUCCCUGAGCAACAGCCUCGUUAUCCUAGUUCUCAAGAACAACAGCUUAGUGGGAAAGAUCCCAGCCAAUCUCGGAGCCUUUCAUCAGCUCGCUAUGCUUGAUUUAUCUUCCAAUCAUCUUUCUGGUAGGAUUCCUCCAUUUCUGUUUUCUCUAAGAUCGAUGCAGCACUUGGACUUAUCCGACAACAAGAUCACCGGACAAAUUGCCGGCAAUGUUCCCUGUAGCAAUGUGCUUGAAUUCGUCGAUCUCUCAAACAAUCACUUGGUCGGCGGGCUUCCUUCAUGCUUGCGCUCCAAUCCUUCAAGCAGAGUGGUGCUGACUUCAGGGAACUGUCUAAAUGCAGGGGAUCUAAGGAACCAGCAUCCUAAUGUUUACUGUGAUGGUGCUGCAUUGGCUGCAGUUUUGCCUCCCGCAAACAAGAUCAGUGGAUCCAAAAGCAAAGUAGGCGUUAUCUUGGGCAUUGUUGGCGGCGUCAUCGGAGGCGCUGCACUGUUAGGUUUGCUGAUCUUCCUGGUCUUCAGGAGAACAAGAACCAAUGAAUCCAACGCCAUUGUCUUGCACAAACCAAUUGCAGCAAAAUCCUUAGCACAAGACACCCCAAGAAGUCCUAUCGAUGCUGGGUUCAAGUUUCAAUCUGCCAGAAUGGAAAGUAUUGGGCUAACACCGUACAGAGUUUUCAGUAUUGAGGAGCUUAAGCAGGCAACUAAUAAUUUUGACCCCUCGAACUUGUUUGAGGAUAGUGCACGAGGACAGUUCUAUAAAGGUCAGUUCCAAGAGGGAUCCCUGAUAGUAGUCAGACUUCUGAAAUUGAAUCCAAAGUUGCUAUAUCAGAACCUACAUCAGUAUCUGGAACUCAUCGCCAAGCUCAGGCACCAUCAUCUUGCUAGCAUUCUUGGCCACUGCAUUACCAGUAGCCAGGACUCGGUUAACACUACGACUAUAGUUCAUAUUGUUUCUGAACAUGUUACUAAUGGAACUCUUAGGAGUCAUCUUACUGAGUGGCGAAAACGCGAGCUGCUGAAGUGGCCGCAGCGGUUAGCAGCUGUAACUGGGGUUGCUAGAGGAAUCCAAUUUCUACAUACUGUAACAGUCCCUGGGAUCAUUGGCAAUCAUCUGGAUACUGAUAGCAUAAAGUUGGAUAAAACUCUCACUGCAAAAAUAAGUCGGUAUGAUCUUCCCGUUCUGCCAAAGAGUAAGAACAAGGCUGGUUAUGAAAGGCCUUUUGUUCCUCUGGAUGGUAGAGAUGAUGGCAGCGUUGACAUUUUGGAUCAUGGUGAAGAAGAAGACAUUUAUCGGCUUGGCCUCGUUCUUUUGGAAGUUAUCACCGGGAAACAUUCUGGAUCCGAUAGGGAUGCCGAUUCUCUUAGAUCUCAGCUCCAUGGGAGCUUACUAGAUAGCCCGGCGGAUCUCAAAGGGCUUGCUGACCCUACUAUUCGAGGCACUUUCGCGGCUGACUCCUUACGAACAGCCGCCGAAAUAGCACUCAAAUGUCUAUCGGUGGAUCCGAGCCAGCGUCCUUCGAUCGACGAUGUUCUCUGGAAUCUUCAGUAUUCAGGUCAAAUCCAGGACGGCUGGGCUAUGGCAGAAAAUUCGAGCAAUCAAGUCUAGUUCUAGCUCGUACUGUGAAUUGAACCAUCCAUGAAGUAAAUCUUUGUUUUUUGAGUGUAAGAUUGAGUACUUGUGUUGAUUCAAUUGAAUUCGUGGUUGCAAAUA
Molecule: messenger RNA, 2579 nt
Organism: Zingiber officinale
Lineage: Eukaryota; Viridiplantae; Streptophyta; Magnoliopsida; Zingiberales; Zingiberaceae
Product: probable LRR receptor-like serine/threonine-protein kinase At1g14390
Exons: 7
Coding region: 270-2474 (734 amino acids)
Biological process (GO): protein phosphorylation
Cellular component (GO): membrane
Molecular function (GO): ATP binding; protein binding; protein kinase activity
Source: RefSeq, a predicted model, not a curated record